GGGACAGUGGUGAAGGAAAAAAAAAAGAGAAAAAGAAAAAGAGAAAGCUUUGUGAUGAGAUGAGAUGAGACAGUCUACUCUAAUAAAUUAAAAUAAAAUGAAAAUCAACGAUUUUGUAAAGUGAAAAAGAAGAGUCAAGAGUAUGGUGUUAUGUGGUAUUUACUUGGUUAAUGGAGUAGCUUUAUUCACAAAAAGGCAAGACCAACAUCAACAAAGCUUGUUGCCUCUCCAAAUGGGGAUCCAAUUCCAAAUAGCUCAACCCAUCUGAAAUCUCGAUCUCUACUCUAUCUUCUUCCUCAGCCUCGGGUAUCUUCUUCUGCAUUUAGCUUCUUUUUCAAAAACGUUUCUUUACUAAUAUGUAGAUGCUCAAUCAAACAAAGCUAAUUUUUUUUAUUAUUGUUUUCAAUUAUAUGUCUGUAUAUUAUAUAUAUGGUGGUGAUGGGCAAGUGAGAGGGUUUGUGAUUGGGUUGAAAUAGAAGUUGAGCAAGAAUGUACGGCAGUCAAAUGGCUUCUGACUCCAACCGACACAUAAUUGAUACACAUGGCCCCUCCAUGCGUGUUUAUCAAGUUUGGAAAGGAAGCAAUAGGUUUUUUCUCGAAGGAAGGCUCAUAUUUGGCCCAGAUGUGAGGUCAUUGUACCUUACACUCUUCCUGAUUGUGACUCCAGUCAUCCUCUUUUCUGCUUUUGUUUCUCAAACACCCAUUCAUCAUAGACACAGCCUUGGAAAUCUUAUUGUUGUUAUAUGUGUUAUCUUCACAAUAUAUGUUAUAUUUCUUCUAGUCCUUACGUCUGCAAGAGAUCCUGGCAUUAUUCCUCGGAACCAGCAUCCUCCAGAACCAGAAGGAGAAAGGGAUUGGGGGCCAAGUCACACUGAUAAUAGAGGAGGAGCUGGAGUUGGAGCUGGAGCUGGAACUGGAACUGGACCUCCCACAAAAGAUGUCAUGGUUAAUGGAAAUGUGGUUAAGGUCAAGUACUGUCAAACAUGCCUGUUAUAUCGCCCACCACGAUGCUCUCAUUGCUCUAUCUGCAACAACUGUGUUGAGCGUUUUGAUCACCAUUGCCCAUGGGUAGGCCAAUGUAUUGGCAAGCGGAAUUACAGAUUCUUUUUCAUGUUUGUCUCGUCAACAACCAUGUUGUGCUUAUAUGUUUUUGGAUUCUGUUGGGUGAACAUCAAAAAGAUAAUGGAUGUCUACCAUUGUACUCUGUGGAGGGCUUUCAUGAAGUCCCCAAUUUCAGGAAUUCUGAUAUUGUACACAUUUAUAGCAGCUUGGUUUGUGGGAGGUCUCACCGUGUUUCAUCUCUAUCUAAUUACCACCAAUCAGACCACCUAUGAAAACUUUCGGUAUCGGUAUGAGGGCAAAGUAAAUCCUUAUGACCGGGGAUGUAUUGGAAAUUUUGUGGAAGUGUUCUUGUCUAGAAUUCCAAAAUCUAAGAACAAGUUCAGAGAAAAGGUAAAGGGGGAUUCAUCUUCUGCGUUUAACAGUUGGAGGUCUUUAGGCCAUCCAAAUCCAAUGAGCCCUCCUGAGAUGAACAAAACAAGCAUAGACAUGAUGGAGAUGGAGAUGGAGAUGGGGAAGCGACAACCAGUGGGUGCUGAGGAUUUUGAAGAUAUAAGGAGUCAAAUGGAGAGUGUUGGCAUGGAGGCAAGGCAUAGAAACUGGGAAAUUACACCUGAUAUACAGAUGCUGGCUUCUGAGUUUGGAAUGGAGUAUGGUUCCACACCAAGACAGAAAAUUCAUGGAAGUCUUUAGCCUCCAAAACCAAAAUGAAGAUGGGAAUUAAUGAGAUGGCACAUACAUACAUGCACAUGUUACAUAGUAGACAAGCCAAGGUCACAAGGGGAUUGGGCUGGUUUGCUUUUAUUGUGUUAGAACUUUAUGAUAUAUAUAAUGUACACUUGUUAAGCUCAAGACAAGAGAAAACAUUGUAAGCUUUGAUUUAAUUCAAUUCUUUUUUCUUU
Humulus lupulus (European hop) is the source of this 1961-nucleotide messenger RNA. Its product is annotated as probable protein S-acyltransferase 7. The record is from RefSeq and is a predicted model, not a curated record. The coding region runs from base 490 to 1752 and encodes 420 amino acids. Gene Ontology annotation, molecular function: protein-cysteine S-palmitoyltransferase activity. The transcript is spliced from 5 exons. NCBI's taxonomy places the organism in Eukaryota, Viridiplantae, Streptophyta, Magnoliopsida, Rosales, Cannabaceae. Gene Ontology annotation, cellular component: Golgi apparatus; endoplasmic reticulum. Gene Ontology annotation, biological process: protein targeting to membrane; peptidyl-L-cysteine S-palmitoylation.